AUGGCAGAGGACCCGCCCACUCCCCCUGCUGCCGCGCCGGCGGGCCCGCGCCGCGCCCUCAGCCGGGCACCCACCUUCCGGGAGCAGUUUGAUUCGAUGAAGGAGGAGAUGCAGAAGCGGCUGGAGCCGAUGCUGGAGGCGGCGGGGACGGCGGCGGAGGGCAUGUCGCUCCUGCUCGAUCCCGCCACACAGAUGCAGCUGCUGGAUGAGGCGCUCGCCGAGCAGCCGCAUGCAGCGCCUGACAUCAGCACGGCUUCGGGCAAGGCUGCCGAGGCGGCGAGGGAGGCGCGGGAGGAGGUGGCGGCCGAGGCGCGGCUGCAGAAGAUGGGCGGCUCGCUGAUCGACCCGCACAAGAUCAUGCUCAAGGACAAGCUGGCCUUUGUGUUUGGCGUGGUCAACGUGGUGCUGACCAGCUUCUGGGUGGGGCGCUGGCCCUCCACCUACUACUGGUUCUGGAUGGCCAAAGACGUGGUGCUCUUCACCCUGAGGUACAUGGUGUACAAGAAGAAGGGGAUGCACUACAUGAUGCUGGAGUACUGCUACGCCGCCAACCUGGCCGCCUUCUAUUACCUCAUCUUCGCCCCACACAACGCCUUUCUGCGCAAGUUCUGCUUUGCGGUCAUGACGGGCCCGCUGAUGUGGAGCAUCGUGGCCAUGCGCAACUCCCUGGUCUUCCACGACGGCGACAAGAUCACCACACUCAUGAUGCACGCCUCCCCCGCCAUCAGCGCCUGGUGCAUGCGGUGGCACCCGCAGGCCUCGUGGACGGCCGGCAUGACCCCCGCUGAGCUGGCGGCCUUCAACAGCGCCAGCUGGGUGCAGAUGGCCAUCGUGCCGGCGGCCCUCAACGUCGUGUGGGUGGCGAUCUACUACCUGCUGAUCUUCGUGAUUGUGAACAAGCGGAUCCAGGAGCGGGGGUACCAAAACAUGUUCACUGCCAUGGUGAUGCGCCCCACGGCCCGCAAGAGCCCCCUGGCCAAGCUGGUGCUGUCGGUGCCGCAGGCAAUCCAGCCGCUGGCGUACCUGGGGCUGCACACCUUUGCCAGCUGGAUCUCGCUGGUGCCGACCAAGAUCUGGUUUGACUCCUACUGGGCCCACACCGCCAUCCUGUGCGGCAUCCUGCUGUGGGCCACAUGGAACGGAGCCAACUUUUACUUCCGGGUGUUUGCCAAGAAGCUGAUGCAGGAUCAAGUGGAGAAGCAGCAGGCAGCGGAGGCGAAGAAGGCAUCGUGA
Messenger RNA from Chlorella variabilis, 1233 nucleotides. RefSeq lists its product as hypothetical. The record is from RefSeq and is a predicted model, not a curated record. Gene Ontology annotation, biological process: phosphatidylcholine biosynthetic process. The transcript has 12 exons. NCBI's taxonomy places the organism in Eukaryota, Viridiplantae, Chlorophyta, Trebouxiophyceae, Chlorellales, Chlorellaceae. Bases 1 to 1233 code for a protein of 410 amino acids.